CUUCCUCUGCUUCAACCACCAUGUCGGUUAAUCCAGUAAACCCCAAGCCAUUCCUCCAGGAGCUCACUGGAAAACCCGUAUAUGUUCGGCUAAAGUGGGGUUUGGAGUACAAGGGUUUCCUCGUCAGUACCGAUGGCUACAUGAACCUCCAACUGGCCAAUACGGAAGAGUUUCAAGAUGGCAAGUCCAACGGUGCUCUCGGAGAAGUGUUCAUUCGGUGCAACAACGUCCUCUACAUUAGAGAGGCACCGCCGGAAGACUCAUGAUUGCUCACUCAUCACCCACUCGCUCUCCGAUAAGAUUGGCGAUGACCCGCCAUCUAUCAACUACGCCAGGUUACCAUGUGUUAUACAGCUCCAUCAUCGACCAGUGCCGUCCAACCUUGAGCAUCGAUUGCGGUAGAAAGGAAGCAGACUGGUUGGAGAAAUGGGAACGUGACUGAGCUAGAUAUUCAGGGAAUGCACAUCUAUAAAAAUACAUCUGAGCGUUCCUGUUGUUAUGA
Molecule: messenger RNA, 502 nt
Organism: Coprinopsis cinerea okayama7#130
Lineage: Eukaryota; Fungi; Basidiomycota; Agaricomycetes; Agaricales; Psathyrellaceae
Product: small nuclear riboprotein F
Exons: 5
Coding region: 21-266 (81 amino acids)
Biological process (GO): spliceosomal snRNP assembly; mRNA splicing, via spliceosome
Cellular component (GO): U1 snRNP; catalytic step 2 spliceosome
Molecular function (GO): RNA binding
Source: RefSeq, a predicted model, not a curated record